AUGUCGCCAAAUUUUGAGACAAUUACAACACUAUCUGUUAUCUCAGGAUGGUUAAUAACUCUGGCAGACGAUUUUGCCGAUCAGUUAAUGUUCUUUCAGGGGGAAUUUCUGGAUCAAACUCUUUUUAUUAACACCAAUCCAAUCAAAUAUGUUCGUGAUUUAAUCGCUCCUGUAAAUAUUAUACUUGUCACGACCCUCUGGUUUCCACUUUCUAUCCUUGCAAUUCUUGUCGUGGUUUUCUUCAAUGCGGGAGAGAAUCCUCGGACUAGGUCUACCUUCGCUCUGAGAAAAAUGUUUCACUUUCUAGCUGGGGUUGUCUUUGCUACAGGUUUGCUUGUGUCGCCACACUUCCUUUCCUUCGCUGCCGCUUGUGUUCUUUUGGCAUUUCUUGCUGUCGAAUGGAAUCGGAAACAAGGGCCUUCCCAUAUCUCCAAAAUCCUGAAUGACUUCCUGAAACCCUUUCGAGAUUCUCGGGAUUCGGGUGAGCUUAUCUUCACUCCAAUUGCUCUUCUACUUGGCUUGAGUUUGCCCAUUUGGAAUUUCGGAUUCGAAAGUCAUGUGUCUCCUCGGGCUUGGAUUGGCGUCAUAACUAUUGCCCUCGGUGAUAGUGUUGCUGCUCUGGUCGGCCGAAAAUGGGGUCAUUAUUUUUACCGCUGGCCAGGAACUCAUCGAACUAUCAUUGGCUCAAUGGCUUCAUUCAUUUCUCAGAUGCUUCUGUGGGCUCUCUUGGCUGAGUUCUACGGUUGGUCCUGGCAAGUGGGAAUCCUUCCUCUGGGAAUGGGCGUUCUUGCUGAAGCAUACACCGAGCAGAUCGAUAAUCUUGCCAUUCCUCUUCUUGUGAUGUCCCUCAUUCCCUCUACGCUGUAA
Molecule: messenger RNA, 867 nt
Organism: Rodentolepis nana
Lineage: Eukaryota; Metazoa; Platyhelminthes; Cestoda; Cyclophyllidea; Hymenolepididae
Source: the annotation of a GenBank genome assembly